AUGCGGCGAUGUAGCCGCAGCCCGGCUGUCGCGGGGGGUGGGGGUGGGGAGGGCGGCGGCGAAGCGUUCUACGCGUUUCGUGCCGCUCACACUCUGCAGAGCAACUGCAUCGUGGCCUCGGGCAAUGCACAGGAGUACCAUACCGAGCAACAAAUCCGCCUCCUGGACUGUCAUACGCACCUGCAACUCUGCACCUCUUCUCGACUCUUCCUCUUCUCCUCGGUGCUGCCGCUGUGCUCAGCAGACGACUCAUCUCUGCCGCUUCUCUACCGUGCAUCGAUGUCGCUGACGGACAUCGAGGAGGCCGAGACAGUGGAGCUGCUCUCCGAGGACAGCUGCUCAACUAUGUCCGCCUCUUCUGAGGAUGUCGGGGCCACCACGGUCGAUACGUCCCUGCCGCUGACCGCUAACGCAACUGAGGAACAGCUGCGUCGCCGCAUGCUGCACGAGUGUGCCUGUAUUCCAGAGCUUAGGCCACAGCCCGCGUGGCUCGAGGAGAGCGGCGCCGCAGGCGACGGACCGUCCGCAUCAACGACGGAGAUGAACUGGGAUGUCGCGCACGCUGACCAUCUCGUUGUUGCUGUGCGGUGGCGGGUGGCGCCCACGUCACCCGGCACAGGGUGCCCCUCACUUCACACAACCCCGUGGGUGCCGUAUGCGGUGCCCCUCGCAAAGGUCAUCGCUUCCCGGACAAUGGCCGCGACGGACACAGCGAGCACCGUCACGAGCACUACCAGCAGCAGCGGCGGUGGCAGCAGCGCGACAGUGCAGCCCCUCGGCUCCGUGCAGCUGCCCCUAGGACGCUCGAUGUUCCUCCUCGCUGCACAGCGUUCCUCUCUCGUUCCACGCGCGUGGGACAGCGGCGUUGCAGCAGAGAGCCUUGUCAACGUGGCUGCCUCCAUCUCACGCGCGCAGUGUACACUGCACCUCCACUACGCGGCAGCGAAGACACCGCAGGCGCCAUCCUCGCUGCGAACCCGUCCCGUGUGUCGCUCCUUCGAUGUGUUUGCGAUCUCCCCAACCACGGCGCUCCUCGGCAUCGCCUUGCAGCCACACCAGCGCUACCACAUCAAACGGAAGCGGGGUACCGGCAAGUCCGCCCACGCCUCGGAGGACCAACCAUGCGAUGCGAACGGCGUCCUCACCUUGCGAGUGGGACCAUACUGCCACGUGGAUGUGGCGUUGGACGAGUUGCCUUCCGAGCCUCGUGUCAGCGGCAGUGCCGGCACGUGCCCCUCCAUCACUAUCAACACAUACAAUGGUCGUCAUGCGCACACCACGCGGAGUGGUCAGACGCAAGACAGCCCGGCAGUGCACCGCACGUCGGCAUGUCGGAGUGGCGUUGCACGCGAACCACCCGCGGCGGCGAUGCAGCUGCAGCACGGCUCGACAGCAUCCCUCAUCACCGGCGACAGCACCGCUGUCUUGGCGACGCUGUCUGAGAUGUCGGACCACGUCGCGCUGAGCGAGACCAGUGGGCAUGAGCACGACGGCCCUGUCGUCGCCGGGAGCCAGGAGGUGGCCGCCGCGCCGUCGCACACGUCCAUCACAGGGUCUCUGAAGCGGCGGCGGCCAGCUGCAGCUCGAGGGCGCGCUGCAGAAGCGGUGGUCCGGCGAGUCGGCAACGCGGAAGCUGCGGAGGGGGGCGAUGUUGACGAGGCAGACGCCGCCGUGUCGCACUCCGUCACCACGACGCCCAGUGAGAUUGUUCUCUUCACGACAGGGAUGCGGCUCAGCGACGCGGAGGAGAAGACGCUGAAGGAGCUCGGUGCCCUCGUGAACCCGCAUUUGCGUUUGGCACGCUACGCCCGCGUCCUUGCAGCGCAGCGGCCGCUCGUGCGCAGUGUGAAGCUGCUCACCGUUCUGCCCUACGUCCAAGAUGUGGUGCAUCAGAGCUGGCUCGACGCGGUCCUGCGCACCCGCAGCCUCGACCUCCCGCUGGAGGGAUUCGCCUACAAGGAGCGGAAACUUGCCGGCAGCAUCGAGAGCGAGAACAGCUUCGACCUGCGUGAAACGAUGCGCAAGGCCCCGACAGAGCGCCAGCGGCUCUUCGCGCAGCAGCACUUCUGGGUGCACAAGUCCGCGACCCCGCAGGAGCCGCCGAUGAACGAUCUGAAGACGGUGGUGGCGGCCUCGGGCGGCAUCAUCACGCGGUGCGUUCUCGACGCAGACGUCCUCGUUCUGCCCAAGCACAAGCCCACCCUGUCGUGUUGGCGUGGUAUCGCGCAGCAGCUCGGCGGAACCGGCAGGGCGUCGACCUCGUCCGCGUCCGCGUCAACGACUCCGACGCUCGCACAGCGCAAGCAAGCCGGCGUCUUGUUUGUGGUGCCAGACGACAUCUUCAAGUGUGUGCUGCAGCAGCGCCGUCUCUCCGCCUCCUCCGUCACUCUUCCAUGGCAGCUCCUGACGGAGGCCGCCGCCGCUAGAGGCACAACCGGCGCAGCCAGAGUUGGCCGACGCCCCUCUCAGCCAACACGGAAGACGCCGCGCGCGUCCACGACGCAGCGGUCUCCACGUCGUAAAUCGUGCAAGCGCUCGCAGUAG
Leishmania major strain Friedlin is the source of this 2544-nucleotide messenger RNA. RefSeq lists its product as hypothetical. The record is from RefSeq and is a predicted model, not a curated record. The coding region runs from base 1 to 2544 and encodes 847 amino acids. The transcript has a single exon. NCBI's taxonomy places the organism in Eukaryota, Euglenozoa, Kinetoplastea, Trypanosomatida, Trypanosomatidae.